Heterobilharzia americana is the source of this 1104-nucleotide messenger RNA. NCBI's taxonomy places the organism in Eukaryota, Metazoa, Platyhelminthes, Trematoda, Strigeidida, Schistosomatidae. The record is from the annotation of a GenBank genome assembly.
GCAAAACUUAUCGUUUGGUGUGUAUUACUUUUAGUUCUGGUCAUCUUUAAUUGGCUGAGUGCAUUUUUAUAAAUGAACUCAGUCAAGGAAACAGGACCACCAAGUUUCCAAUACUUCUUAUCGCAAGGUAUUGCCAGUUGGGAUCCAGAACAUCGAGCGAAUGACGUUCCUGCCGGUACUGACUGUCUACUCCGCAUAACCAAGGAUUUACGUUCUAUUUGCAAUGAUCCAGUUCCUGGCAUAUGUGUAGUUCCUGAUAGUGAAGAUAUGACGAAAAUUUAUGCUUUGAUCACAGGGCCUUUUGAUACUCCGUAUGAAGGGGGUUUCUUCUUGUUUCUGCUACGAUGCCCACCUGAAUAUCCGCUUAUGCCGCCAAAGGUGAAACUGAUGACUACUGGAAAUGGUACCGUGAGAUUUAAUCCGAAUUUCUAUUCCAAUGGAAAGAUUUGCUUAAGUGUUCUUGGUACAUGGCAAGGUCCUGAAUGGACACCAGCACAAAGUUUAUCCUCAGUUUUAAUAUCUAUUCAAUCAUUGAUGAAUGAUAAACCAUAUUACAAUGAGCCUGGAUUCAGUAGAGAACGUAAUCCAGGUGAUGCACAACAAUACAAUACAAUCAUUACACAUGAAACUAUUCGAUGUGCAGUAUGCGAUGUAUUAGAGCGUCGUACAGCAUUUCCAUCAGAUUUAUAUGCUGUCAUGGAAUCAAGCUUUGAAGAUUAUUAUGAAUAUUAUGUUAGUGUAUGUGAACAGAAUAUGCAUUUAUCAGGUCAACGUAUGAUUGAUCCAUUUGAAGAGGAACGAGGAAUAUUCGAUUAUGCUGAUCUUUUAAAGCGUUUUAAAAGCUUUGAAUAGUAAAUUAAAACAAAAUUACACUGCGAUAGACGGGGAUAAUAUGGUCAUGAUGACUGAAGAAAAAUAAUGUUACCUGUAUACAAUCUAAUGAAUGUAAUCCAUUGCAAUCGAAUUUCCCUAGUGAUAUAAAGGAGCUUGGUUGUUUGUUGCCGCAUAUAUUCAUAUCACUGAAAAAAUUCUAAAUCCAUUAGAAUUUAUUUUUAUGAAUUCUAUCAUAGAGUUUACUUUUGUUAACGGAACAGUCAGUUGUUU